Hymenoscyphus albidus is the source of this 2026-nucleotide messenger RNA. The record is from the annotation of a GenBank genome assembly. NCBI's taxonomy places the organism in Eukaryota, Fungi, Ascomycota, Leotiomycetes, Helotiales, Helotiaceae.
CACAGAUAUCCAACCAACUGAGCAUCCAUCGCGAUAAAUUACCACCUUUUCCAUAUUCAUCCAAAUCAUCCUUUUCGUUGUCGCGAACCUGCAAUUUUCAUUCUUCCACGUUCUAAUUCCCCCUUCCGAUUCGCGCUACCGCAGAAAUGGGUUUGCCGUGAGUUUUCAGCCUCCUCUGUCCUCGCGCAUGCGAAACUAACAGGUCCAGAUUAUUCGUUGGCCCCACCGAGCCCGAGGUGGCAUCCAAAGCGACAGAAAAAACUGCCGCUGUUCCUCGAUCUUCUAUUCGCCGCCAUCGGACAGUGCGUGGUGUAAAUGCGCGUACGCAAGCGCUGGAACGGCGGCGACGUCUCCUGGCAAUGGCGAACGAUCAGCCAAACUCGAAUGAAUUUGAUCGAAGUCCUACCCCUCCAUUGGUCACGACCGCGUCAAUACGAGAUAUGCCAAUUCAAGCACAACGUAUAGCCGAGCGGGAAGAUGAACUUGAACGCGAUUAUUUGCGCUCUCGCAUUAAUUUGGGACGAAUUGGCCGAGCCAGUCCUGAACCAGAAGAUGACGGACCUUCAAUGAUGCCUCCCGUUCCAGAAUCCAGAGAUUACUAUUCCUUCCGAACCGGCGAACUCAAUCGCCUUCGUCAGAGGUCAGAACUUCAACGACUGGCCCGAAAUCCCGUCCCAACCCCUCCAUAUACGGACUCAGACCUCGAAUUUCUGGCUCGCGGUAGUUCCGACCCUCCCCGCCGGAUAUCGCCUUAUGGCCAUGCAUUGGCAGUCGCACAUAGACAGGCGACAGAGGCAGAGGAAGAACGGUCCCGUCGGAUGGAAGAUUCUGAGCCACGUGGAGGAGUCUCCGGGCGGUCAUCGCUUUUCUCGAACGAGGUAAGUUUUCUAUCGUGUUGGAAAUCUUGGAGAAUACCAAGUUUGGCAGUUACCUAAUGCUAGUAUUUGUGACGGAAAGGCUUAUUCUCAUUGUGUCUAAACUGACGUUCUUUUACAGCGCUCGGCUAGACCCAUCCCCUCAGACCAAAUGGGACCUCCUGUAAGGAGCAGGAGGGCCCUUAGCAGUAUUGAAAGACGACGAGCCGCUCGACAUGCUUAUUCCGACGGCCUGGGUGAUCGAGACCGUAGCUUAAGCCCAGAAAAUGGCGCAGUUUGGGAUACGCUUCUAACAAGCAUAACUCCGGACCCUCAACCUCCCAGCGCUGGCUCAUCGUUUACUUCUGCUGCUGCCGCUGCUUCCUCAAGUACAGCUUCUGGAGUAGCUUCAAUCAGUACUUCAAUGACUAGCACAGGCCCAUCUGAUGACCCCACACCUGUACGGGAUUGCGAUGUCUCUGAUUCUGGAUCGAAUACUGAGGAGGAGGAGGAGGAGGAGGAGGAGGAGGACUAUGGCCUUAGUAGCUUCGUGCGCGCCAAUGGAGCCCAGACCUGGAGUAGUUACGCAGAAGCCGUCGGAGCUCCAUCAGACCGAACUUCCCGCAAUGACGCAUCGCCCUACGCUGAAGACCUAGGGGGAAUGCGUAGCAUAAUAUCGCGUCUGGCAGAGCGGGAUGAUAUUCCGGAUGAUUGGUGGGCUUCAGCGGGACUGAGCCGUAACCUCCGCCGCGAGCCCAUGAGUUGAGCCCCAAAUUCAAAAGACUGGACCACGACAAUUGCACUUUUCAAUGAACAUUAAUGCGGGAUGGGAGAUAUUGGGGGUCCAAGGGCACAAUUGUGAUACCACUGUAGAAUAGGAUGUUUGCUACGCAAAAAGUUUGCACGUUUGACUUGGGAUAAGAGGCGUUGGGCGCGGAUGCGCGGAUAUGGAGUUUUUGACCUUGGCUCUGAGUUCAGAGGCUGCAGCUUUUAUUUGGAGGGGGCGGGGGUUUUCUAUACAAUUGUGAAUAUUGAUGGGUUUAGGAGUUCGACUGCAAUCUUUUUGGAGGAGGCGUGCGGAUCUGCUUGCCACGAAUUGUUUUUGCUAGCUUUCUGCAUUCAUAGCGAAUAGUUAGCUUUUCAGAGUACAUGGUCUUUUUCCUCAUCAAAAU